AUGAAGGCCGUCGCAUACGCUGUCGUUCUUGGUGCUGCCUUGGCCACCUUCGCUGCUGCUGCUCCGGCCCCUGUUGCUCUUCCUGGAGGCAAAGACGUUGGGAACUACGGCAACCACCAGUCCACCGAUAACUACAAUGACUACGGCAAGAAGGGCGACGACAACGACAACAGCCACGAGAAGGACGACAAGUACAAGGACAAAAACGGCAACAAGAAGAAGGGCGGCAACAGAAACGAUGACAAGCAUGGGAACAACAACGACCACAAGUCCGACUAUGACCACGGUGACAAGUACGGCGGAGGCAAGGACAAGGACCAAGGCAAGAAGGAGAGUAAGGACCGCUCUCCCAGCAAGCCCGACGGCAAACACACCAAUGGCAAGGACGGCAAGGACGGUAAGGGCGGCAGCGACCAAAACCACGACAAAAACGGCAAGGGCAAGGGCAAGGGCAAUGGCAACUACGACGAUGGCAAGAAGGAUCAGCACCACGAUGGGAAGAAGAACGGCAAGGACGGGAAGGACCAGGAUCAGAAGAAGGGCGGCAAGCAGGGUUGGUGA
This is a messenger RNA of Saitoella complicata NRRL Y-17804, 561 nucleotides long. RefSeq lists its product as uncharacterized. Bases 1 to 561 code for a protein of 186 amino acids. The record is from RefSeq and is a predicted model, not a curated record. Lineage: Eukaryota; Fungi; Ascomycota; Saitoellomycetes; Saitoellales; Saitoellaceae. The transcript is spliced from 2 exons.